This is a messenger RNA of Alnus glutinosa, 1014 nucleotides long. RefSeq names its product putative RING-H2 finger protein ATL21A. Gene Ontology annotation, biological process: protein phosphorylation. Gene Ontology annotation, molecular function: polysaccharide binding; ATP binding; protein kinase activity. The coding region runs from base 1 to 1014 and encodes 337 amino acids. The transcript is spliced from 2 exons. Lineage: Eukaryota; Viridiplantae; Streptophyta; Magnoliopsida; Fagales; Betulaceae. The record is from RefSeq and is a predicted model, not a curated record.
AUGGAUAUUUCCUUACAAGUGGGAAUCUCCUACUUCUUACUGCUUCUUGUUUUCAUCGUAGUAGGGCAUGGAGAAGGCCAAAAUGAGUGUUCUGAAUUACGGUGUGGACUCCACGGCCCAGUCGUCCGAUUUCCUUUCAGACUCGAAAACAUGCAGCAAGAUCACUGUGGUUUGCCUGGGUUCAAUCUUUCCUGCACUCAUACAAACCAUACACUGCUCGAGCUGCCCGUUUCAGUAUAUCUCUUUGUUAAAAAGAUUGACUACAAAUCUCAGGUAAUUCAUGUAUACGACCCAUAUCAUUGCUUCCCAGGACUGCUUGAUCGAUUCAAUUUAUCUUCCUCGCCUUUUCAUUUCAACCAAGACGGUAGUAGUGGCUAUUCCUUAUUCUCUUGUACCCCAGAAAUAAAUAACAGUAGAUUCCACCGGAUCUCCUGUCUUAGUACUGGCCCUCGCACCCAAGUUUAUGCCACCGAUCUUUAUGGUGAUCACCUCACCUACGUAGUCUCUGACUCGUCAGCCUGUAGAAAGAUGUACGGUGUUCAAUCAAUUCCAUAUAAAAUAAUGGUCGGAGAUGAUAAAGUUUUUGAAAUGAAGUGGAACAGUACUCCAGCAUGCAAAGACCGUGAAGUGAAAGGGAAGAAUUGUAGAUUGAAGAACAUGGGCAAUGGCUCAGAAACUGAGUGCUUCCAGCCUGGGCCUAGACAACGACCUAAACACACCAGAGGUGUUAUCUUUGGUUCAUUUCUAUUAGUACUUGCGGUCUUUGCAUUCUACUAUAUCUACAGGUAUGAUAAAGUAGAAAAGGCAAAUCAAGCAAACAUCCAAAAGUUUUUGGAGGAUUACAAAAAUUUUAAACCCACAAGGUAUUUGUAUGCUGAUAUUAAAAGGAUUACGAGCCAAUUUGCUGAUAAGCUAGGUGAAGGAGCUUACGGAACGGUGUUUAAAGGAAAGCUUUCCAAUGAAAUCUAUGUUGCGGUGAAAAUACUAAACAUGCCCAAGAAAAAUGGGGAAUAA